UGGGAAGUUGUGGUUUGUACAAGGUGACUGUCUUGGACAGGUGACCGUUAGAGCAGGUUGGACUGCAGUCCCGAGAGGGCAGUAAUGAGGCGAGGGAGAAGCUCGCCCCAGGGCAGGGACGAAAGAAAAGGACGGAACCCAGUGACGUCACGGAAAAACAGGGGCCAAUCGGGGUCAUUCGUGGCUCCACAUAGACAGCCCACAGACAAUGGCCAGAAUGCAAGCAGUACUAGGAGGAACAGCGGUGCUGCUAAAAAUGCUGACGAUACAAAAGAGACUCAGUCUACUAGGGGAUCAUUGGACGGAGAGACAGAGCAACACCCUCAGGAGACCACAGAAGAAGUGAUGAAAGAGAACGAAGAGUUGGGUUCAGAGCAAGACAAUUCUUCCGAAAGUACCCAAGGAUUUGAUGAACAAAACUCAUUUGAAUAUGGCGAUGAUAACUUUGACCCGGCUUACUAUGCAGAUGGCGUAGCUCCUGAAGAGGGUGAACACGGGGAGGACCCCUGGUACGGGACGCAAGAUUAUUACGACCCAAACUAUCCGUCUACGUCAACAGCGGGAGAAGACAUGACCCAAGGAUACACGCAGGGAGAGGAAGCUCCACCUUACUCGGAUGAGACCCAUGAGCUAGAGCCAGGAGGAGAUGAGGAUGUGGGGAACGGUAACAACACGCUUUACCCUGAUGGUGGCAGUGAUGAGAGAUAUGAAGAAGAGAGUUUAUACCCUGCCCCUGCCCUGCCACAUUCUGCUCCGGCUCACGAUGAAAGAUUAGAAGGAGAAAGAGGAGGAGAUGAAGGAGAAGGAUGGGGAAAAGAAGAAUUGGGUGAGAACAGAGGCGAUUCUUUUGAGAGUCUAGAUGUGAAAGAAGAAGGGUCUGAGAGUGGCCUUGGCAAACUCGCCUCUAUGGAACAUGCAGACUCAUUGGUCCGACUGAGGACAUCUUCCUCCUAUCGAUUCUCUCACUCUCAUCGAGGCCUGAACUCUUCAACAAGCCUGAAACACCAAAGUCAGUGUAAGGACGUGGCUGUGCAGGUCCAGCUCUUGGGUGACACAGACCUGAAAGAGGGGAAAUCCAGCGAAGAGUCGUUGCUGCCAGCCAUGUACGGCCGCGUGGAAAAAGUUCAGGAGUUGUUGAGUGUGGUAGAAGGCUGUGAGAUGGUGGUCGAGCCCAGUUGGGACCGGCCUUCUGUAGAAGCCAAUGUGUACCUGGUGGACAACUACGGGAUGCCACAGAAGCAACCCAUAGGCCCCAAAAUCAGGGCUGUCGAUGAAAAAACCCUGGGGUCUUUAGUAAACCAGUUCUCUCAAAUGCCACUGGAGCGUAUUCAUCAUUAUGCCUUGAAUGGAGAAUUUGCCCAUUCUUUGUUCCGAGACAGGAAACUUGUGGACAUUUUGAUACAUAUUGAUCACCGGAUCCUAGAAAAAGAUCUACCUGAGUGGAAACAACUGGCCAAGCAGCUGGAGUCGGACACCCUGCAGUCCAAGAUAAUGGUGUUUAUGUCCACGCUGGCGCCCAUGCCGCUAAAACAGGCUGUGGGCAUCCUUUUAAGAAACUAUGAUGGCAUUGAAAAGCCGUUGGCCAUUGAGGUGGUAAAGGACAAGUUUCAGGACAUUCUAGACGCCUCCGAUGUGCUGUACCAGUUCAGCCUAGACGACAUGCUCGAGGUAGUGAGCUCUCCCAACGUGAAAGUCAACUCGGAGAUCGACUUGUUCUGGGCUGUUCUAUUCUGGGUGGCAUACGACCUACGAACUCGGGCUAGGCACCUGGAGCAGCUGAUGUCCUUCGUUCGCUUCACCUGCAUGUCCUCACUAGAACUGAUGGACUGUGCACGAGUCUCCAACUUGAUCAAGUUAUCUAGAAAGUGCAAGGGAAUGCUCGUGGCAGCUAACUGGGUUUGCCACGCUCGGGAGACGGGGCUAGAAGACCCGCUCGGCCUCCCGGAAGAAUCAAAGCGUACCUGUCUACAGUUCAAAUCGGCGUACCAGCCUACUGUCGCAGAGUUUGAUCUGAGGUACUUGCGUUAUCAGAAGCUGAUAGACGCCUGCAGGAAAGCUGAUGGCUCAUCAUUGCAGUCGAUGCUUUGGUCCAAAAGAAAUUCUCUGACGGAAAUUAGAAGUGUGCUUUUCGCCGAUGAAUUGGGAGAACCGUUGACCGAAUUUUCUGAAUUCUUCAACGAUGAGGAGAAACACAGCCCCUUGGAACCUUUGACGACGACGAAAGCUCUUCCACCGAUCCUCAAACGGAGAACGGGGAGCUCCGACACAGAUUAUUAUUUCUUUUUCGACAAGGGUCCUGCAUCCCAAGUCCCCAAAACAGCUCCAAGCACCAUUGCCGACAGCCACCCUGGCGGCAGUCCGGUAGUCAGUGGUCAGGGUCAAGGUCAGGGCCAGGGUCAGGUUAAUAACGAUGAGGUAAUUGGACAAUCCUCUUUUCCGGGUGAGGAUACAGAGCAGAAUGUUGACAAUUUCCCAAGGGACACGCCUUUGCCUGAGACCGCUCAGUCAGUCGACAGUUUCACUACGGGCACGCCAUGGCUUGACACGGAAGAAGAAAACACCGGAGGGGAGGCCGAAGGGUCAGAGGAAGGUGUGGGCAGCCUAAUGAGCACCACAGACGAAGGGGGAAAUUUCCAUCCCCAUGUCGAAGAUUCGGCAUCGAGCCCUGGAUAUACACAGGAAGAGGAAGAAUUUUGGCAGGAUGAGGGUUCAGAAUUAAAAGAGAAUAAAGAGGAUAAUAAGCUAGUUCCCCCAACCGUUGAGGAUGGUCUUGAAGUAACUUCCAGUGAGAGUACAGAUUUUUCGUACCCACACGCAUACCAAAGUGAAAUGUACAGUCCAGACUCAGACGAAAAUCAAAACAGGAGAAGCUUCAGUUCUUAUCACCGUUUGACUCCUUUCUCACGGGCAGGCCCCAAAAGUGCUACUCGAAGAGAAGUUUGUAAGAACACUUAUGACUCUAUCACCAAAGAUAACCAUUUCAAGGGUGUAGGCCCAACGAAUCGUUCACAAGAUUUGAAUGCAAUGCGAGAAUCUGAUAAAGGUCCUGAAAACAAUUCGAACUCCAACGUCGAAAUUCAGGGGAGGCCAGGGGCUAAAAAGCGCAUGCACAACAACCGUGGUGAGCAUCGUAAUCCGGUGUGUGAUAGUUGUGUCUGUAGCACUGAAGACUUCCAUCGGCACGAAAGAGGGAAGUCCUGUUCGCAAAAGAGUGAAAGAAGGAAGUCUAAAAGAAAUAAAGAUACGCCUGCUGGCGCUUGGGAAUUGGAAGCCUAUUUGCAGACAUGUCCCAAACAGACUGACACCAAAAAAGAAAUCGAUGCUCUGCAAUUGUGGCAAAGCAGUCUCCUGGAAUCAAAAGAGUCUGUAUUAUUGGGUGGAAACAUUCUGCUGCCGAUACGGAAGCAAAAGAUGUGUUUAUCCCACGAAAAAACAAAACAUGAAGACAUACAUGAAGUGACACCUUAAUUUGCACCGAGCAAUAUCGUGGCUAUAAACGCAAGCGAUCACACGUCAGACCAGUGACAGGAUCUUCUCACCUGCUUAAGAAUGAGAAAACGCCUUCAUAGUACAAGUACUUUAUGAACUCAAACUCACUGUUAGAGAACAACUUCAUUAGCAUAACGAUAAACCCACCCCUGCAAUUAUAUAAUAAUAUAAUGUGUAUCCGUUCUGUCUUCUUUUGUUUUCUUUGUUUUUUUGUUUUC
This is a messenger RNA of Aplysia californica (California sea hare), 3707 nucleotides long. RefSeq lists its product as uncharacterized. NCBI's taxonomy places the organism in Eukaryota, Metazoa, Mollusca, Gastropoda, Aplysiida, Aplysiidae. The record is from RefSeq and is a predicted model, not a curated record.